AUGGCCCCUCCACUGGAAGACAGCGGCACAGCCGCACCCAACACCGCGUCGCAACAACCUUCGUUUGUCCAGUCACUCAGGUCUUAUUUCACCCCCACCACCACACCCGACUCCAAAAAUGGCCAAGCCAACAUGCAAGAUGCGAACGUCCCGACAAAGUCCCGGGGCCUUUUAUUCCUGGAGAAAAUUCCUCCGCGAUGGCGUCUUCCCAUCUUCAUCAUCCUCAUCAUGCUUGCUAUCAUUUGCAUCGUUUUGUCCAGCGUCCUCAGCGUCGUGCUGUCACAUGGCACUUCGUCUGGCGCUGACGCCCCCAAGCAGCCCGAAGGUUUCAAGCCCAUCCUCCCGCCCGCCUAUCCUUUGGCCGUCAAGAACCCUUACCUCUCGGCAUGGAUACCUGGUGAUGAUGCCAUGGAACUUCCGAAGAACCAGGCCCAAUUCUGGGCUGGCCAAAAGCUUGGAUGGAGCGUCAUGGCCCAGGUCGACGAUAAGCUGUACAGCCUGUUCGGCAUGCCCAACCCGCAAGACAACGUAAGCUCUGCCACCGUUGACGGCGCCGAGUACACGUCUACGAGGUCCGACUUCAACUUGACCGCCGGCAACGCCAUGUUCACUCUUUCGUUCCUCUCACCCGUCUUUCCCGGCUCCGACGAUGCCAGUCUGAGUAAGCAGAGCCUCCCGCUCAGCUUCCUCACCGUCACCGCCCGCCCCAAGUCAGGACAGCCGGAUAUCAAGAUUUACUCCGACAUCGGCCACGAAUGGCUGGGUUUCCCGGAUGCUCCCUCGGGCAUUGCCCUUUCGAAGGCCAUCGAGGGUAGCACGCACAUGUGGACAUGGGAUCAGGAAGAGGCUGUGGUUUUUGAAGAGAGAGAGAACAUGGCAAAAUGGGGUCAGGUCUUCUACGCGUCUACUCCCCAGGAUGAUACUACCAUGACCAUGAGCUUCGGAGCCCGUGAUGAUAUUCGGACCGCCUUUGUCUCGAAGCUCGAACUGGAUGCGCUCAGCGACGCAGCCCCUCAGUACAAUGGCUCCGACAACCCUGUAUCAGCAUACGCGCACGACCUCGGCAAAAUCACCAACGAAAAGCAGGUCGUCUUCGGCAUCGGCAUGACGCGCGACAAGGGCAUCCACUUCUACGGCCGCAACGAGACCUACUACUACCGCUCCAAAUACCCCAAGGACUCGCAGCUCGUCAACGCCGUGGCCGACGCCUUCAGCAACUUGACCGCUACACAGGCUGCUUGCACAACCCUGGACAACAAAAUCGCCAGCGAAUCACUGCAGGUGGGCGGACAAAACUACUCGGACAUCACGACGCUCUCCCUCCGCCAAGUCUUCGGCGCCAUCGACAUCACCAUCCCGCACGACACCAAGGACACCAGCCAAGCCAACGCAUGGGUCAAGGAGAUCUCGUCCAACGGCGACAUCCAAACCCUCGACAUCAUCCUGCCAGCCUCGCCGCUCUUCUACUGGCUCAGCCCAGGCUACAUCCGGCUGAUGCUGCGGCCCAUCGUCAUCUACCUCGAGACGGGCGGCUGGCCGCACGAGUGGGCGGUGCACGACCUGGGCGACGCCAAGUACGAGCACGGCGGGUACCCGCGCGCCGUGGGCCACGACAACGGACGCAGCGAAGCCAUGCCGCUCGAAUCCUCGGGCAACCUGCUCAUCCUGGCCCGCAUGUACCACAAAGCCGCGGCGGACCGCUCCCGCGCCGCCCAGUUCGUCGCCGACCACAAGCCCCUCUUCACCCGCUACGCGACCUACCUCGAGCAACACGGCCUCGUGCCCGCCAACCAGCUCUCGACCAACGACGGCGCGGGCCCGCUCGUCAACCAGACCAACCUCGCCAUCAAGGCCGCCGUCGGCCUCGCCGCGUACGGCGCCAUGUACAACAACCAGACCGCGAUCUCGGCCGCGAAGGAUAUGGCCGACCGCAUCGCGACCAAGCGCUACGGCCUCGCGGCGGACGGCUCGCACCUGACCCUGCGCUACGGCCACGACGCGUCGUGGACGAACACCUUCAACCUCUUCCCGGACGUCCUCCUCGGCCUCGACACCUUCGAUUCCGACGUCGUCGCGCUGCAGAGCAACUGGUACACGCGCCUGCGCUCCAACGCGACGCUGCUGCUGUCCACCGACCCCCAUCCCUCCGACGGUAACGGCCAGGGCCACAACCAGGUCGAGCAGUCGACGUCCAGCGCGGAGCAGCAAGUCAUCGGGCUGCCCAUCGACUCGCGCGGCGACUACGGGUCGAGCAAUUGGAUGGCGUUUGCCGGGGCGAGCGACUCGGGCAAUGCGAAGUCGGAGGUCGGGCAGAUGUUCAUCAACGACAUCCACGGCUACCUGGCUAAUCGCCGCAAUGAUGUCGCUUUCUGCGAUCGGUUCUUCGUCUUGGGCCAGAAUGCGGGGAUGGCGAGUCCAGGACGCAGGAGCUUCAAGGCGAGGCCGGUUGUUGGUGGGCAUUUUGCUUUUCUGGCGAGGACGGUGUGA
Molecule: messenger RNA, 2487 nt
Organism: Lasiodiplodia theobromae
Lineage: Eukaryota; Fungi; Ascomycota; Dothideomycetes; Botryosphaeriales; Botryosphaeriaceae
Exons: 1
Coding region: 1-2487 (828 amino acids)
Source: RefSeq, a predicted model, not a curated record